Messenger RNA from Closterium sp. NIES-65, 774 nucleotides. NCBI's taxonomy places the organism in Eukaryota, Viridiplantae, Streptophyta, Zygnematophyceae, Desmidiales, Closteriaceae. The record is from the annotation of a GenBank genome assembly.
AUGCUAGAGGUGGGAGCGAUGCUAGAGGUGGGAGCGAUGCUAGAGGUGGGAGCGAUGCUAGAGGUGGGAGCGAUGCUCGAGGUGGGAGCGAUGCUAGAGGUGGGAGCGAUGCUAGAGGUGGGAGCGAUGCUAGAGGUGGGAGCGAUGCUAGAGGUGGGAGCGAUGCUAGAGGUGGGAGCGAUGCUAGAGGUGGGAGCGAUGCUAGAGGUGGGAGCGAUGCUAGAGGUGGGAGCGAUGCUAGAGGUGGGAGCGAUGCUAGAGGUGGGAGCGAUGCUAGAGGUGGGAGCGAUGCUAGAGGUGGGAGCGAUGCUAGAGGUGGGAGCGAUGCUAGAGGUGGGAGCGAUGCUAGAGGUGGGAGCGAUGCUAGAGGUGGGAGCGAUGCUAGAGGUGGGAGCGAUGCUAGAGGUGGGAGCGAUGCUAGAGGUGGGAGCGAUGCUAGAGGUGGGAGCGAUGCUAGAGGUGGGAGCGAUGCUAGAGGUGGGAGCGAUGCUCGAGGUGGGAGCGAUGCUAGAGGUGGGAGCGAUGCUAGAGGUGGGAGCGAUGCUAGAGGUGGGAGCGAUGCUAGAGGUGGGAGCGAUGCUAGAGGUGGGAGCGAUGCUAGAGGUGGGAGCGAUGCUAGAGGUGGGAGCGAUGCUAGAGGUGGGAGCGAUGCUCGAGGUGGGAGCGAUGCUAGAGGUGGGAGCGAUGCUCGAGGUGGGAGCGAUGCUAGAGGCCGUGGGCAAUGCGGAGAGGCCGCAGGCACGGGGCAGGGACACAGAAAGGACACGGAAGUGA